AUGGAGGGCAGAGAGGCAGAGUUGACACCCCAGCUGAUCAUGGCUGUUGGGACAGCUGUGAUUGGCUCUUUCCAGUUUGGCUACAACACUGGUGUCAUCAAUGCUCCUCAGAAUAUCAUUGAGAACUUCUACAAUGAGACGUGGACCAGCAGGUUUUCAGAGUCCAUCCCUCAGAGCACUUUAACAGCUCUGUGGUCGCUCUCUGUGGCCAUCUUCUCAGUGGGAGGAAUGUUUGGCUCCUUCUCUGUUGGCCUCUUCGUCAAUAAGUUUGGCAGGAGGAACUCCAUGCUCAUGGCCAAUGUGCUCACCUUUAUUGCUGUUGUGUUUAUGGGCUUUUCCAAGCUGGCUGCCUCCUUUGAGAUGUUUAUCAUCGGACGUUUCAUAAUAGGCAUCUACUCUGGCCUCUCCACUGGCUUUGUGCCCCUUUAUGUUGAGGAAAUCUCCCCCACAUCUCUCCGUGGAGCAUUAGGCACUCUGCAUCAGCUUGGUGUAGUGAUCGGCAUUCUCAUCGCACAGAUCUUUGGUAUUGAAUCCAUCAUGGGAAAUGCCUCCAUGUGGCCCCUCCUGCUGGGCUUUACUCUGCUGCCAGCUGUGCUGCAGUGUGCCCUGCUGCCACUCUGCCCUGAGAGCCCACGCUACCUCCUCAUCAACUGCAACGAGGAGAGCAAAGCCCGCAGCAUCUUGCUGAAGCUGCGGGGCACUGACAAUGUGAGUGAGGAUAUCCAAGAGAUGAAGGAGGAGAGCCAGCAGAUGAUGAGAGAGAAGAAGGUUACCAUUCCUGAACUGUUCCGCUCCCCCAUGUACCGCCAGCCAAUCUUUGUUGCCAUCAUGCUGCACCUCUCACAGCAGCUAUCUGGAAUCAAUGCUGUGUUUUACUACUCGACUGGGAUCUUUGAGCAAGCAGGAGUGUCCCAGCCUGUCUAUGCAACCAUCGGUGCCGGAGUGGUCAACACUGCCUUCACUGUGGUGUCUUUGUUUGUGGUGGAGCGUAUGGGCAGGAGACCACUUCACCUUAUUGGUCUGAUGGGAAUGGCAGUUUCAGCAGUUUUUCUAACUGUUGCUAUGGCAUUGUUGGACCAGAUCAGAUGGAUGUCCUAUAUGAGCAUUGUGGCUAUCUUCAGUUUUGUAGCCUUUUUUGAAAUUGGCCCUGGCCCCAUCCCCUGGUUCAUUGUGGCUGAGCUCUUUAGCCAGGGGCCCCGGCCUGCUGCCAUUGCAGUUGCUGGUUUCUCCAAUUGGUCAGCCAACUUCUUAGUAGGGAUGUGCUUCCCUUAUAUAGAGCAACUCUGUGGCCCGUACGUCUUCAUCAUCUUCACAGUCCUGUUGCUUGGCUUUUUCAUCUUCACCUACUUCAAGGUGCCAGAGACCAGGGGCCGCACCUUUGAUGAGAUUGCAGCAGGCUUCCGACAGUCAGCUGGUCAAGGUGCUGACAAGUACUCUGCACCCGAAGAGUUCAACACCCUCAGGGGGGAUGAUCCUGAUCUUUAA
Acanthopagrus latus (yellowfin seabream) is the source of this 1485-nucleotide messenger RNA. RefSeq names its product solute carrier family 2, facilitated glucose transporter member 1-like. Gene Ontology annotation, molecular function: hexose transmembrane transporter activity. Gene Ontology annotation, cellular component: apical plasma membrane; basolateral plasma membrane. The coding region runs from base 1 to 1485 and encodes 494 amino acids. The record is from RefSeq and is a predicted model, not a curated record. NCBI's taxonomy places the organism in Eukaryota, Metazoa, Chordata, Actinopteri, Spariformes, Sparidae. The transcript has 10 exons. Gene Ontology annotation, biological process: response to insulin; monosaccharide transmembrane transport.